AUGGAGAAGUUGAAAGUUCUCAAUCUUUCAUGGUUCUCGAAAUUGAAGAGCAACCCUAAUCUCUCUGCUUUUGAAAAUUUAGAGUGGCUAAUCCUAGAAGGUUGUGCUAAUUUGAAGGAAAUCGACCCUUCCAUUCAAUAUGCCAAGCGCCUCCUUAUCUUGAACUUGAGCUAUUGUAGAAGUCUCAAGAUGUUACCUAAACAACUUGGCAAACUAGAAAAUUUGGAGGAACUUGUCAUAGACAAGACUUGGAUAAAAGAAAUCCCUUCAUGUGUAGGAUCUUUAAAGAAGCUAAAGAGGCUUAGUGCCCAGUGGGAUUGGCGGUCAAAACAUUUGUCAUUAAAAAAGAUCCCUUCUUCAAUUGGGAAGUUGGGAGAGUUGGUUGAGCUGGACUUGUCAUAUACUAGGAUUAAGGAACUACCUGAAUCCAUUGGGAAAUUGAACAAAUUGAAAAUUCUGAAUAUUGAGGGUUGUGAGAUAGAAAGGAUACCGAGCUCUAUUGGAAAAUUGCAGAGCCUCCAAGAGGUCAAUGCCAUCUCAUGCAAAAAACUAAAAGGACAAAUUCUUGUUGAUAAAGGUGGAUUGUCUUCUCUAAAGACCCUUUGUUUAGGCGAAACAAAAAUUUCUGGCUUGCCGGAAAACUUACAUCAGCUUUCUUCUCUCGAGCACCUCGAUUUAUAUAACUGUCAUGACCUUCAGUCACUCCCAAAACCUCCUUGUAGCUUAUCAUUCUUGUGGCUCACCUGUCGGAGCAAUGAGCUGCCAUCGCUCUCUCACCUGAAGCAUCUACAGAAGCUCUAUCUUUGGUUUUGCAAGUCUCUUCAAAGCAUCCCAUCGCUUUCUCACUUGAAGCAUCUACAGAAGCUCUCUCUUUGGUUUUGCAAGUCUCUACAAAGCAUCCCAUUGCUCUCUCACCUGAAGCAUCUACAGCAGCUCUGGCUUUGGCAUUGCGAGUCUCUUCAAGAGAUCCCAGAGCUUCCCUCCUGCAUACGGACGCUUAGCAUUUGGAUAUGUCCCAAAUUGGAAAGGUUGCCAAAUCUUUCCGAUUUGGAAUUUUUGUCGGAAUUAGGGCUCAAUUAUUGCUAUGGGCUGAAGAAAUUGGAUGGACUGGAAUCUUUAAAAUCCCUAAGAGAGUUGCGCCUACCGCUAUUAUUUGCUGAAAUGGUGGAUCAUCUCCAUGCGAUAGAAGGCCUUGAAAAAUUGGGAUCCCUGGAAGUGGUGGAUAUCUCUAGGCGCAAGCACAUUCAAGUACUGGACCUUUCAAAGUCGGAGCAUCUGAAGAAGUUGAUUGUUAGGGAUUGCAAAAGCUUAGUUGAAAUUCGCUGCCCGAGUAAAUUCCUGAAGUGCUUUGAUAGGAGUGGGUGCGAGUCACUCAAGAAAUUACCAGACUUUAUUAUUGAGGAAAGCAACGGCGAGAAGCUGACUGAGGUUUGCUAG
Molecule: messenger RNA, 1437 nt
Organism: Eucalyptus grandis
Lineage: Eukaryota; Viridiplantae; Streptophyta; Magnoliopsida; Myrtales; Myrtaceae
Product: disease resistance protein RPV1-like
Exons: 1
Coding region: 1-1437 (478 amino acids)
Molecular function (GO): protein binding
Source: RefSeq, a predicted model, not a curated record